AUGCCCACUUCCCCGCCCCGAGACCCUGACCCUAUCCCGCCGCGCCUCCUUCCCCUCGAGUCCCCGCCCCUCGCGGCUCAGGCCCAGCCCUCCCGGAGGCGCGGACGAGGCUGCGAGCGGGCGGGCGGACGCACGCGCCCGCGGUCCUCUCAGCGGCGGAGGGGCGCACAGGCCGGCGCACACCCUCGUCUCGGCGAGUGGGCCGAGACUCGCCCGCGCUUCCCGGGGCCCCCGCUCCGAGUCUCCGCGCACGCGCGCUCCCGCCGGCCGGACCCCGCAGGCUCGCCCCUCCGAGGCCCCGUCGGCUGGCGGCCCGGGCGCGCGCGCACGCCGGCCGGGCACGCGCGCCCGCCAAGAUGGCAGGGGCCGGGGCCCAGCUGUCAGCCGCCGUCGCCGCCGCCCUUCCCCGCAGCUAGCGGCCCAGAGCCCGCCCGAGAAGAUGAGCCCCCGGCGUCCCCCGCAGCCCAGCCAGACGCGGAGUCGCCGCGCCCGGGGCCGGCUCCCCCGCUAGCGCCAGCGCCCGCGCCCCGCGCCCGCCCAGCCGCGACCAUGAGCCUCGUCCCCUCGCCCUCCAUCGCGCCGCAGGAACGCGCGCAGCCCCCAGAGGCGGCUCUCGGGGGUUUGUCCCGCGCCGGCGAGCCCGGGGCGCCGGGUCUGGAGAGCGGUGCCGGCCGCAGGAGCCCAGGUGCCCGCGCCCUGUCGCUGCGCCCUUUCCUCCUCUCCAGAGCUGACUGUGCGCCCCCUUUUUUGCAGUAA
This is a messenger RNA of Heterocephalus glaber (naked mole-rat), 756 nucleotides long. Lineage: Eukaryota; Metazoa; Chordata; Mammalia; Rodentia; Bathyergidae. The record is from RefSeq and is a predicted model, not a curated record.